Messenger RNA from Girardinichthys multiradiatus, 7096 nucleotides. RefSeq names its product glutamate receptor-interacting protein 2-like. Lineage: Eukaryota; Metazoa; Chordata; Actinopteri; Cyprinodontiformes; Goodeidae. The transcript is spliced from 24 exons. Gene Ontology annotation, molecular function: protein binding. Bases 438 to 3734 code for a protein of 1098 amino acids. Gene Ontology annotation, biological process: neurotransmitter receptor transport, endosome to postsynaptic membrane. The record is from RefSeq and is a predicted model, not a curated record.
GGGGGAGAAGGGGUAUGUGUGAGCUCAUGUGAGUGUGUGAGCAGGGCAUGAGAAAAUCUCUGCAAAACCCACGAACCAUUUGUAGGAAUAGCUGCAAAAACAGGGCCACAGUGAGAUGCCAAGAAUAGGGCACAAGUGAUUCCUCUCCAUGCUAUGGAUUUUUACGAAGAUCUCUAUGUCUGAGAGACGUUUCGCUGGUGAGGACUGCAAAGGAUGUAUCCUGCAAGUUUAAAAAGAAGAAGAUCCAGAGACAAUUUGAGGGACCUAAUUUGCCUUUCUUGUAAACAGCAGCAUGGUUGAAGAAAAUGUUGGUGAAGUAGUGAAGAAGCUAAGAUGUAUUUCCUAUCUCAUGUGAGUGCCUGAGACCUGGUCUCUCAGGUGGAACCUCAACUCUCUACACACUAGGCUGAAGACCAGCUUCCAGAGGAGCUGCAGCCAUGCUGUGUGGUCUGAGGAGAGACACCAAGAGCAGCAUCGAUGAAGGUCCUUACUCAAAGGGGAGCAAAGAGACAACUGACCAAUCACAUUCCUCCCGGGGGCGAAGCCUUUCAGCAGAGGAGUAUCGAGGAGUGACCACGGUGGAGCUGAUGAAAAGGGAAGGUAGCAGCCUUGGUCUCACCAUCUCUGGAGGCUCCGAUAAAGAUGGCAAGCCCAGAGUGUCGAACCUACGGGCAGGUGGGCUGGCUGCCAGGAGCGACCAGCUGAAUGUGGGCGACUACAUCAAGUCAGUGAAUGGCAUCAACCUGUCAAAGCUCCGGCAUGACGAGAUCAUUAGCCUACUGAAGAACAUCGGAGAACGAGUUGUCCUGGAAGUCGAGUAUGAACUGCCUCCAUUUGUUCAGAAUCCCUCAGGAACCAUGACUAAAAACAUAGAGGUGUGUUUACACAAGGAGGGAAACAGUUUUGGCUUUGCCAUGAGAGGAGGCUUCCAUGAAGACAGACGAAGGUCUCGUCCUCUAGUGGUUACCGGCGUCCGGCCCGGGGGUCCAGCUGACAGAGAGGGCACACUGAAGGCAGGAGACCGAGUUUUAAGCAUAGAUGGGAUGCCUUUGAACAGAGAGAGGCAUGCUGAGGCUCUGACCAUGCUGAUGCAGAGCGGCCAGGAAGCUCUGUUCCUGAUUGAGUAUGACGUUUCUGUUAUGGAGGCUGUGCAGCAGGCCUCGGGCCCUCUGCUGGUGGAAAUAGUGAAAGGUCCUUCUGCCAGCCUGGGGAUCAGUCUCACAACAACAAUAUACAGAAGCAAGCAAGUCAUCAUUAUCGACAAAAUAAAGCCGGCAAGUGUGGCUGAAAGGUGUGGAGCGCUUCAUGUGGGAGACAUCCUGCUGUCCAUAGAUGAGACAAACACUGAGCACUGCUCCCUGAUGGAGGCAACACAGCUGCUGGCCAGCACCUCUGAGAAUCUGAAGCUUGAGAUUCUUCCCGCCAGUCAGAGCAGACUUCCCAUCAGGCCACAGGACACAGUUAAAGUACAGAAAAGCAACCAUCAUCACUGGGAACAAAGCAGCAACUACUGCCAUCCCCCACAUGCCAGCCACAGCAAGACAUGGAGCAGCCCAAGCCACCUACACAACCAGCAGGACCCAUGCAAAUCAGCUGUGAGCGGUGGCUUCUCCCCUUCCUCCACGGCCACCUCAGGCUUCAGCAGCCAAGGUAGCAACUCACUGCCGUGCCCCAUUGCUCCCACCAGUCCCCGCAGCUCUACUGGGAGGAGGAGGAACAGGAAGAAGGACCACAAGAGCUCAUUGUCCCUGUCCUCCAGCUCUGUUGGCCCCGGGGGGCAGAUUUUCCAUGUGGAAACAAGUGAAGUCCUCCUGAGGGGGGAUCCACUCACAGGUUUUGGGAUCCAGCUUCAGGGGGGGGUGUUUGCCACGGAAACGCUGUCUGCUCCCCCAGUCAUCCGCUUUAUAGAGCCCGACAGCCCUGCUGAGAGGUGUGGGCUGCUGCAAGUUGGAGACAGAGUGUUGUCCAUCAAUGGGAUCCCAACUGAAGAUGGCACUCUGGAAGAAGCUCAUCAGCUGCUCAGAGACUCUGCUCUGGCCAACAAAGUUACAGUGGAGGUUGAAUUUGAUGUUGCAGAGUCUGUGGUUCCAAGCAGUGGCACGUUCCACGUUAAGCUGCCAAAGAGGAGGGGAGUGGAGCUGGGCAUCACCAUCAGCGCAAGUAAGAAACCUGGCAAGCCCCUCAUCAUCUCGGACAUCAGGAAAGGAAGCAUAGCACACAGAACAGGCACUCUGGAGCCCGGAGACCGGUUGCUGGCCAUCGACGCCAUGCGCCUGGAGAACUGCCCCAUGGAAGACGCCAUGCACGUCCUGCAGCAGGCUGAAGACAUGGUCAAACUGCGGAUACAGAAGGACGAGGACAACAUUGAUGAGCUGGAGAUGUCAGGCUCUAUAAUCUACACAGUUGAGCUGAAGAGAUUUAAUGGACCCCUGGGAAUUACAAUAUCUGGCACAGAGGAACCUUUUGACCCCAUCUUCAUUUCUGGCCUCACCAAGAAAGGUCUGGCUGAAAGGACCGGGGCCAUCCACAUAGGGGACCGAGUCCUGGCAAUCAAUGGUGUCAGCCUUAAAGGGAAGCCUCUGAGCGAGGCCAUCCAUCUGCUGCAGAUGGCUGGGGAGUCAGUCACCCUCAAGAUCAAAAAACAAGCUGACCAAUCACAGUGUCGGCAGCCACCAGACAGAGAAGCUGGCUUUUUAAGCGAUCCAGAGGAGGAACUAGCUGACUCCCAAAAAACCAGUAAACUCUCAGAGGUCUACUCGGCCACUGUUCCCAGCAUCGACUCGGCCAUGAGCUCCUGGGAUAGCGCAGCGUUUGAUGCAGGCUACAUUAGCCAAGGGACAUAUCUGCAUAAAACGUCUGAUUUACUCCUAAAUCCACUUGACUGGAGGCGCCCGAAGCACAGAGGCUACACUACCUCCAGCUCUGGAGGUUUGGGGCUACAAGCAGGGCUGUAUGAUGGAGGAUUCACUGAGGAUGAGUGGGACAAAGUACCUGGCAGUCACCUCCAGGCUUGCAGGGCUGCUCUUAUGUUCUGGUUCCUGCACUGUCAUAGAUUCGUCAGCCCCUCUCGCUGCCAUGGCAUGUUGAACAAGGACGACAGCUUCUGGUCCCAGGCUCUGCAGGACCUCAAGACCUGCGGCCAGUCUGGGAUUCUCAGGGAACUGGAAGCUUCUAUGACAGGCAGCGCUCUCAGUCUGUACCUGGAGGAGACCAAGACCAGUGAAGGCUCAAUGUUUGUCUCUGAGAUUAAUCCAAUAAAGAAGGAAGGAAUCCACAAUGGGUCUAAAAACAAAAGCCUGAACAUGUCAACCGGAGCCAGAGAUGGAUCAUCCAGGGCCAAAGGGGAUCUCUCUAACAUUCUGUCCCCUACAGCCCUGGCACUUCAGAAGGUUUCUCUAAGGAAGGACCCUGAGAGCCACGACUUUGGUUUCAGUGUAUCAGAUGGGCUCCUGGAAAAAGGAGUUUAUGUCAACAUGAUUAGGCCAGACGGACCAGCUGAACAAGCUGGUCUCAAACCUUUCGACCGGAUCCUUCAGGUGAACCGUGUGAGGACCAGGGACUUGGACUGUUGUCUUACUGUGCCUCUAAUUAUGGAGGCCAGAGACUGCCUGGAUCUGGUCAUUAGCAGGAAUCCAAUGGCAGCUUCAUACGCAGUGCUGCCCAAUGACUGUGACGACCCCUCAAGCUCACUUCUCUGCUUCGCCAACUAUAAGACCAACAGCAUUGCCCUGUGAACACGAAAAUGGAAGUGGAACAUGGCAGCGCUGGGACCUCACAUGCAUCACACGUGGUUCAGUUUGUCACAUUUUAGCUCUGACAGACCUUCUUGCUCGUGUUCUGUACACAGGAACAACCACACUCUGCCUCAGAGCAUCUCUCACUCAACAUUACACGAUUGUUGCUUUUGGUCACUGCUGUGUUCAGAUGAUUUAGUUCUGCAGAGACUGAGGCUUCAGAACAAAGGCUCCUACCCCCUCACCAGAGGCGCAGCCACAUGGAGGCUUAUAUAACAGAGGAGUCAUCGCUUCUGAAGGGGGCCAGGAUGUCAACGCACAUGUCUUUGCUCUACAGAAUCACACAAUGUGCACGCUCACUGCCUAAAAUGUAAUAUAUUUUAAUAAUAAUCUUGUUACCAUUGCUUUUAUUUUCACUUUUCACAGAAUUUAUUGGUUAAUAUGCAUGGAAAGCAUUCACACAGAGACACUUGGUGUUGGUGGACCCUAAGGUCAAGGAACAGUGCUCUUAUUAGUUAUUUUAGCCAUGAAUUGGCUCACUGCCUUUGUUUCCAGUCUCUUCCUAGAACUUGCAGCCCCAAAGAGUGGUGCCCCCGAAGAGACCAAGCACCCCAUGAUACCUGCCAACAAUAAUCUAUUUAAAUGCCACAAAAACAUGAGGUCAAUCUAACCUUUCUGUUUGACACUUGAAUCAUGGUUAUGUUCUGAAUUGUUCCAGAAACACUUUCAAAUGCACAAAUUCACUCUUUAAUGUUCACUUGUUUUUUUUCAGUGUUUGAUACCAUCACAUAUUUACAAAGAUUUGGCUUUUCAAGUUAAGUUUGCACAUGUUUAAAGUGUUUCAGCACGUUUUUUUUUUAAGUUCAAAGUCAAUGUUCACAAUUUUUCUGUUCAAGCUGCUCUUUUCAAUACAAAACUCUGUUAAGGAUGCACACUUUAUACAAAUCCUCAGCAUUUUGUAUUUGUGGUUAAAAGAAACGUGCACUCUCACAUAGUUCCUUUAAAGCAAAGUGUUCUCAGUCCUUUUUGUAACAAAAUGAACAUACUGAUCUGAAAAUCGAUUGUUAAAUGCAAACGUGUUGGCUUGUGUGAAUAUGUUGUUAGACUGUCCCAUUCGUAGCAGCUUCAGAGGCAAAUUUAUGGUUGGGUCAGUAACCUUCAGAUGUGUCUCUCAUGAAAUUUCAUUCUAUAUUUUGGCCUAUUUUUAAAGGUAUUAUAUAUUUAAACAUUAGGUUUUUUUUUUACUGUAAAAGGCUUUAUGGUGCGCAAUGUUUUUUAUUUUUAGCAUGGGCCCAAAAGGUUUUAGGACUUUUAUGAAAGUUGCGAUACCGAAUGUGUUCCUGUACUUUAUUUAAUUUUCUUUAUUUUCAAGUCUUCUGUGAAUUUGUGUAUUUUGGUCAAAAUUACCAAAAUUAUUUAUCAGAUUUAAAUUUAGCAAGCAAUGCUGUUUUUUUUUAUUGUAAUAAAAUCAUUAGCCUGUAGUUUACCUGUACAAGCUUUUAAAAGUGUAGCUCAAUUUGUCUGCAAGACAGCCAAUUUUAUUUAAUUUUUUUCCUGAAAACUUAUAUACUUAUCUUUGUUCAUAAAUAAGUUAUGUUUAUCUAUAUGGAACCAUUUUACAACAAAUGUCAUUUAAAAGGCAAUUUACAAAACAAAUGGGUUCAUGUCCAAAUAUACAGAAUACUGUUUGGUCCAAGUUAAAUUCAAUACAUUCUUACAAUAUAAAAUGAGUCAGUUAAUCAUUUAAUAUCAAUUUCUAUAGUUGAAGAAAGCCCAGCAGCUUGCAUCGGGUCAUUGACUUUGCAGCAAUUGUUCAUUCUGAGCAAGCAUGGGGCAACAGUGGGGUGGAACCGCUCUCUCUUAACAGGAAGAAACCUCCAGCAGGACCAGGCUGUGGGUUGAUUGAAAUACCAAAUCUUAUUUUUAAAAAGAACAUGUGUAAUAUUCCCAAGAAGCAUUUUAGCCACACAUCUCACAUCAAAGAAUAAGAAUGUUGUGCAAGAAUGCGUUCAAAUCUGUGUGUUCUUGAGUAGCGUAAAUAGUUUGAGAACUGUGAGAUUAAUGCUGUUUCAGUGUGACCGACUUCAACCAAGCACAACCCUCCUGAUGUCAGUUAAUCACGCUGUACAGCCACAAAAAAACAUUAAACAAUCAUGAUCUAUAUUUUGAAAUCAAAUGCUAAUAAAAAAAAAACUAGUUUCUGUAACUUUAAAUUUAGUUUAGAAUGUACAGGUGGUGAACAUUAAAAAAUCAGUUCCAUAUUGUGUGAAGUAGACUUUAAACUAAUUCUUGUUAAAGUUGAACUUGGGCAAAACUUGAAAUCAGCACCUCUUACAUUUGCCCAACCAGAUUAAAAGCUAAAUAAAACAUUGUUGAGGCCAAAAUACUGCACUGCAGAAGGGUACAGUGGGAUGCAAUUAUGUUACUGGGCAUAAUGUCAGAGAAGCAUAUAACCUACAGGGUGUCUCCAAUGCAUUAUGACUGAUUUCCACUACAAAUGUGGAUGAAUAGGAGUGGUUAAUUUGCAUAGCACCAUUCUUACACAAUUCAAAGUGCUUUUCAGGAGAGUAAAGGAACAAAAAUACUAACAUAUGCACUGAAUGAAUCAUAGAUUUAACAAUUACAUAAACAAUAAAAUGCUAAUAUCAUAUAAAUAGCGAAGACAUGGUGAAAAUGAACUAAUUUAAAUUUUUGACCUUUAUGGCAAAACUACAGUAAUAUUUUCAGUCCUGAUUUAAAGGAGCUUAAGGUUUUGAUAUCUCAGGUUUUCAGGGAUUUUGUUCCAGAGCUGAGGAGUACAAAUUAAAGGCUGCCUUCUCUUCUUUUGUUCUGCUCUUGGAAACACUGAGUGAGCAGGUCCCAGAUGACCUGAGGGGUCUACAUGUUUUAUUCCUGACAAUUAACUGAAAUCUGUAUUGCAACCUAUUCCUCCGGUGUUGGUCAGAACUUUGGCAGCAGCAUUUUGGAUGAGCUGCAGCAGCCUUACUAAUUUUCUUUUUUUUACAGAAACCAUUAUAAACACAAUUGCAAUAUUGUAACUUACUAAAGAUAAAGGCAUGCACACAUUUUGUUUGUGUUCUGUUUUGAUGGCAACCCCUGUAUUCUGGUGAUGAUUCUGAUGAUGGGCUGAUGUAUUGUCUGAGAUAGAUUCAGAUACCUGGAUUCUUGGUAUGUUGUUUUUUUUCAGCCUCAUUUAAGUCCAGUUUAGUGCUGAUCUCUAACCAUGCAUUUUUUGGAACAAAACAAUGACUUCUGCCUUUUCUGCAUCAGGCUGGAGACAAUUCUUACCUGUCAGCUUAAUAUUAUGGAUACCCUUAUUAACUGAAAGUUACUGUAGCUAUGUAAUAAAAAAGAAAUAUACA